Molecule: messenger RNA, 918 nt
Organism: Adineta ricciae
Lineage: Eukaryota; Metazoa; Rotifera; Eurotatoria; Adinetida; Adinetidae
Source: the annotation of a GenBank genome assembly
AUGGAUGACGAAAGUGCUGCUAAUCAAGUACAUACUAACAAGUUAACUCAAUUACUUUUACUCGAUGAUAUCAAAAAUGAAAAAACAUUCGAGAUGAGCGAUGAUGAACAAAACUUAUGCCAUAUAUGUAGUGCCUGUCAAAUACCUAUAGCCGAUCAAUUCUACUUACGUGUUGGCUCAAAAAUCUUUCAUGAAUCAUGUUUGCAAUGUGCUGUUUGUCAAAUAGCUCUUGAUAAACAACAAACAUGUUUCUUCAAAGGUUUACAAAUUCUCUGUCGACAAGAUUAUUACAAGCACUUUGGAAAUAAAUGUUCCAAAUGCGGUCGACAUAUCCAACCAAGUGAUUGGGUUCGUCGGGCACGUGAACAUGUUUAUCAUUUAGCUUGUUUUGCGUGUAACACAUGCAAACGGCAGUUAUCAACAGGCGAAGAAUUUGCUUUACAAAGUAGUCAUGUUCUAUGUAAAACACAUUUUAUUGAUCCGAACGAGACCAAUGAUGGUAAAGAUGAUACGAAACAAGGGAAAGCGAAACGUGUGCGAACGACAUUCACUGAAGAGCAAUUGCAAAUUCUACAAGCGAAUUUUGAAGUCGAUUCAAAUCCUGAUGGACAAGAUCUGGAACGUAUUGCACAGAUAACAGCUUUAACCAAACGAACAACGCAAAUUUGGUUCCAAAACGCUCGUGCUCGAAUCAAGAAAAAGCCGUGCGCAACAACCAGUUCGCCACCUACUUACAAUGCCUUAACCAACAACAAUCUCAAUAUUGUUGACACACUUCAUUUAUCUGCAGAACAACAUUUGGAUUCGAAAGUCAAUCAACAACAUUUACAAUGGUCACCAUCACACACAUCACCUGGUUCGUCGUUGAUUUACGAUGGUGAAAAUAGCAACGAAGAGUAUUCGACUGGAUACAUCUAA